This is a messenger RNA of Gracilinanus agilis (Agile Gracile Mouse Opossum), 2139 nucleotides long. RefSeq names its product isovaleryl-CoA dehydrogenase (gene IVD). The transcript has 12 exons. Gene Ontology annotation, molecular function: 3-methylbutanoyl-CoA dehydrogenase activity; flavin adenine dinucleotide binding. Gene Ontology annotation, biological process: L-leucine catabolic process. The coding region runs from base 1 to 1356 and encodes 451 amino acids. The record is from RefSeq and is a predicted model, not a curated record. Lineage: Eukaryota; Metazoa; Chordata; Mammalia; Didelphimorphia; Didelphidae. Gene Ontology annotation, cellular component: mitochondrion.
AUGGCGCCCGCUGCAUCUCUUGUUUGCGCCCGCCUGCCUUGGUGGAGAUUGCGGCCGUCUGUUCCCUUCGCCUUACGGCGGGGUUAUUCGGCGAAGAGUGUGGAUGACACGAUAAACGGGCUGAACCCGGAGCAAAAACAGCUCCGAGAAACCAUGUUCAAAUUCGUUCAGGAACAUUUAGCCCCCAAAGCCCAUGAAAUUGAUCAAACCAAUGAGUUCCCGGACCUUCGGGUAAGUCCAGAAUUUUGUUCUAUAUCUUCACUUCCUCUCGGAGGAAGACUUGGGAAGAAGAAGCAAAAUCUCCUUUUCUCUUUGCAGAAAUUCUGGAAGCAACUGGGAAACCUAGGAGUGUUAGGCAUCACAGCCCCCGCACAGUAUGGUGGCUCUGACUUGGGCUAUCUGGACCACGUAAUAGUGAUGGAGGAGAUCUCCCGAGCCUCUGCAGCUAUUGGGCUUAGUUACGGAGCCCACUCUAACCUCUGUGUCAAUCAGCUUGUACGAAAUGGAAAUGAAGCCCAAAAGGAGAAAUACCUCCCCAAGCUCAUCAGUGGGGAACACAUUGGAGCUUUGGCCAUGAGUGAACCCAAUGCUGGUUCUGAUGUUGUGUCCAUGAAACUGAAAGCUGAAAAGAAGGGGGAUUACUACAUCCUGAAUGGCACAAAAUUUUGGAUCACCAAUGGGCCUGAUGCUGAUGUCCUCAUUGUCUAUGCCAAGACGGAUCCGGUUGCUGUGCCAGUUUCUCGGGGUAUCACAGCCUUCAUUGUGGAGAAGAACAUGCCUGGAUUUAGCACAUGCAAGAAACUGGACAAGCUGGGAAUGAGGGGCUCUAACACCUGUGAGCUGAUCUUUGAAAACUGCAAGGUCCCUGUCUCCAACAUCCUGGGUCACCUGAGUAAGGGUGUCUAUGUGCUGAUGAGCGGACUGGAUCUGGAGCGCUUGGUGCUGGCUGGUGGGCCCCUGGGGAUCAUGCAAGCUGUCCUGGAUCACACCAUCCCCUACCUGCAUGUGAGGGAAGCCUUUGGCCAAAAGAUCGGCCAUUUUCAACUGAUGCAGGGGAAGAUGGCAGAUAUGUACACCCGCCUCACAACCAGCCGUCAGUACGUCUAUAAUGUUGCCAAAGCUUGUGAUGAAGGGCAUCACACUCCCAAGGACUGUGCAGGUGUGAUCCUCUAUGCAGCAGAAUCAGCUACACAAGUGGCUCUGGAUGGCAUCCAGUGCCUGGGUGGCAAUGGAUAUAUUAACGAUUUCCCUAUGGGACGCUUUCUUCGAGAUGCCAAACUAUAUGAAAUUGGGGCCGGGACAAGUGAGAUUCGGAGGCUAGUCAUUGGCCGGGCCUUCAAUGAAGACUUCAAGUAACCCCAAAAAGUCUGUCCCCCUCCCCAACAGAGCAGCCAAAGUACUUUCUAUGGCAAGCUGGGUCAUCACAGCUUUCCCACACCCUGGAGCAGCAAAAGGCCAGUCUCACUGCUUGGUCUACCUACCUGGCUGGAGCUCAGCCUCAGGCAGGGCUUCCUGAGACAUGUCCACUGGGGAUGAUGACUCCUUGGCGGAGGGCAUCCUGGAGGAGGCCUUGACUUAGCUUUGGUAUCAGCCACUGGAGUUUUCCUAGGCUUAAGGCUUGCAGUUGGCUUGAUACACAAACUGAAUCAACUUGUGCUGGCACUGCUGGAAAAGGAUCUUGGGAUUAUCCUAGGGCAGACCACUGCCCCACUCCCCUCUCCCCAGCAGUUCUGUAUUUCUAUGUUUCCCUCCAGCCAGAGAGGGGCCUGGCUGCCUGGGGGAGGAUCAUCCUCAAAGGUUUUCUCACAGAGGGAUUUUUUCUCUCCAAAAGAGAAGAUUGCCACUUGGGCUCCUCAGCCUUACAAUUCCUCUGUCUCUGUCUGUCUGUCUCUGUCUGUCUGUCUAUCUGAGGAGCAGAUAUAAUUGCUCCAACAGUUGCUGAGUUUUUCUUAGCUUUCUCUCUUCUUUUUUAAAUUGCUGCUUCUAUAUUCAGUCCAUCUGUACAUACUCGACAAUGGCCUCCAGCCUUUCUUCCUCCAUGGGACUCACCUGUGGUCAGAGGUGAGCAUAUCUGCCCUAUUUAACUAAAAAUGUGCAAUGAAGCUAUUGAUCAGUCACAUAAAUUCCUCCUGAAAAUCA